AUGUGCUGCAUCGAAAGCCGUCGAAAAUGGCUGACGGUUCGAGAAAGAUCUUCGCGGAUCUAUAGGAAUUCACGAGCCCUGGAGACUUUGCCAGAACGACAAUAUAAGGUCUUUCCGUCGCAAAACUUCAGAGUCUUGACGAAUGAAUCUCCCGAGGAGUCAGUUGGACCACGGAACAUCGUUGGGCCACACAAUAAACUCGUCGAGUCGGUGCUUUCAUCUGCCCCGUCGAAGGUGCUCGAUCGCGCCACGCACUUCGGCAUUGCGCCACGGACGACGGCCCUGUCCAACGGGCGACCCACCGACCACACCAUACCGGAUGAGCCGCCAUCGAGGGCCGGACUAAGCCGGAAUGGGCGGAUUUCUCGCUUCUCUGCGGCCCAUCUAUGUUUCAACGACAUCUUCGUCUGCCCGGAAACGUGGCAGGCCUCUUUCGGAUCUGCCGUCGACCCGUGGAGCCUACAUUUGGAUGUCGUCUUGACUCGCCAUCCCAGUCGUUCCAACUUAUAA
Molecule: messenger RNA, 510 nt
Organism: Aspergillus steynii IBT 23096
Lineage: Eukaryota; Fungi; Ascomycota; Eurotiomycetes; Eurotiales; Aspergillaceae
Exons: 2
Coding region: 1-510 (169 amino acids)
Source: RefSeq, a predicted model, not a curated record